Molecule: messenger RNA, 4201 nt
Organism: Hylaeus volcanicus
Lineage: Eukaryota; Metazoa; Arthropoda; Insecta; Hymenoptera; Colletidae
Exons: 18
Coding region: 118-4104 (1328 amino acids)
Source: RefSeq, a predicted model, not a curated record
UUUGUGUAUAUUUAUACAAACUAUUUUUUUUUUUGUGUCAAAAAGAAUUUUCUUUUUUUUGAAAGGUGUUUUGAUUUAUUCUACUUUUUCUAUUAGGAUAAGUUGCAUAUAAAAAAUAUGAGACCUAGUAAUAAUACUUCACAAUGGUUUUUAAAUAAUAAUUUCAGCUCUGGUUUCCCGUCAUUUGAAGAUAUUGCCGUAAUGGUAGUCGAUAGUGACUUUGAAAAGCGCUCAAAUGGGGAAAAAUUGCUAAAGGAAUGGGGGAAAAAAAAAUCAGAUUGUCUGAAUAUAGUAGUCAACGUUUUAAAAACAACUCAAGAUACUCGAGUUGUAGUUAUCGGAUUGUUGUUUUGUGGAACUUUUAUUUUAAAUGAAUGGACUCGUCGAAGCGAAAAAAAAGAAUUGUACGAAAAAUUGGAAGAACAUCAUGGGGAUUCCAAUCAAACGGAAUGGAUUACAAAAAAUGUUUUACCUUUCAUUGAAGCACUUACAUCUAUAGCAGUAGAACGUUGGCAACAAGCUACCAAUGAUUCAGUAACAUGUCGCAAUUCGAUAUUUUUCUUAAUUACACGACUUAUAAAAAAAGGUUUUUGCGAUGAUUGUUCGGAUUCAGCUUAUCACUUUCAUGGAUUAGUUAAAUCUCUUAUGAAUUCCAUUGUAUCUUACUUAGAAUCCUUUGAUACGUGGACCUUUUCAAAUGAGAAUUUAAUGUGUGUACAAUUAUUUGUCGAAUUAUGUCAGCAAAUGCAACACACCGAUACAGCCUCUUUAGGUAUUGUAUGGGAAUCUUAUUUAAAUGGAAAAAAGAGUUUUGAAAAAAAUAUUUUACUACCACUGUUCACAACCUUUAUAUCAUUUCUAUGUCAUUUACUCUUAAAUGAAAAUGAUUUAAAUAGGUCAUGCAACGUAUCAUUUCAACGUUUUUUAAACAAUGAAUUCUUUUUAAAACUACUCAAAUAUCUUUUAACUCUUUUAGAAAUCUUUUUAGAUUGGGACUUUGCAGCAGUGUCGAGUGAAGAACUUAUUUGUAUCGAUUUAUGCUUCAUGCCAACUACUGACUGGUAUGAUUUAAUUUUUCAAUUUCAAUAUAAUAACAAAACCGUGACCCUAAUAAAUAUUCUUAUCGAACUCUACGUUAAUGUGCGGUGGGCUCUUGACAAGAGCGAAAAUGAAUCAACUUUAUGGGUUGAACUCUUUUAUAAAAUGACAAAUAUCUUAAAGCGCUUAAGUAGUCUGAAUUUAACUCGAAUGAAAUCUCAAUUUCAUGGACUGAUGCUUUCCUCGGAUGCGUCUCGAAGUCAUUUAACGUCGAUUGUUUACAUACCUUUUCUUGUCACCUUAUUGGAUCUGUUAACAUCUAGCCAAUUAAUACAGCAUACAUGGGAUACUACGGCGACACAGAAUGCUCUUCAGCGUGUGGGUAUGACAGAAUUAGCUUGUGUUUGGUAUUGUCUAUCUAAAAUUAUGACAAAUCUUCAAGUGGAUAUGGCGACUGUUUUAUGUCAUAAUGAUGUAACAAAUCGAUUAAAAUUAUUAGACGAAUGUUCAACAUAUUUAAUGAAAGGCAUCACUUUAAAUAGGACGGAGCUGUGUUUUAGUACGGAUUUCAUAACGUGUUUGGAAACGCUAAGAUUAUGUUACUCUUCUAUUGCAUUUCAAUUUUUAGCAUUGUUUCAGCGGUCUUAUACAGCAGCUGUUGAAGCUAAAAAAAAUUUCGUCUUACCGAACUGCAUGGAAUCUUUAAAAUUUUUGUUUUUUAAUAUGACAAAUAGCUUUUUACUAACAAAUUUAAAUCUUGUCAAUUUUCAUGAUGAAGACAAUUUCGAUCAAGAAGGUAUCAUACAAGAAGAUGAGGACUAUGAUAAAAAAUGUGGAUUCAGAAGCGUACCUUCUAGUUUUGUUAACGAAGGUUUAAAACACUACGCUAUUGUAGGACAAUGUUGUACAUUGGAUACGUGCCAAUUAUGGCAACAAGCAUUCAAAUCACGUUUUGUUUUACUUAUUCAAAAUACCACAGGGGUCAAUGUUGAAAACUCAUGUCAGGAAAUCGUUUGGCUGCUAGGUUAUAUGUAUUAUUUUUUAAAUGAAUCACAUGCUGACUCGUAUCAUGACAAAACAAUUAAAAUACCUUUCAUUUUUUUAACACUUAGCGACGCAACGCAGUCACAAAUACCACAGAUCUUCACUUUAAUUCUUCAAUCACUUAUUCAAUUGUUUGAAACAAAGUGUCUCUGGGAUGCACAUACAGCACGUGUUGUGGAAUCUUGUCUACUCGUUUUAAAUCGGCUUACACAAGCGUAUUUUUUUAGAAAGUACGCUUGUGUUAAUGGUCAGAAUGCGCUGCCCCAGUUUAACGAUCUAGGUUUUAUGCAAGAAAGUCUUUGCCGUAUGUUAGCAUGCGUUGAUUUUAUUGUGACGCAUUUAUCCAAUCAUGUUUCUGUUUCUUGUGCGACAUUGGAGCUUCUCAUAUCAUUAUCUUACCAACCGACUUGUAGGAUUCUUAUAUGGGAGUUACCAAUAUUUCAAAAUCUCGUAGAAAAAACCAUUUCAUAUACAACAGAAACUUUAAAGCUUUCGGAUCGAUGCGUUACGAAAUUGUUUCAAAUCUUUACAAGCUUCACAUUGAUUAAUGCGGAUGAGACUAUGAUAAGGCAAUUUUACAAUAGAUCAACAGACCCUUGCACUUUGAAUGUUAAUACGUUAAGUGAAGGUCGUGUGUCACAACUUUUAACAAAGUGUACUGGUGUACGAGAUACCUUAAUUGAAAGUCACGGAACGUGUCAGACAUUAACAGGAGGAUCUCCAUUAAAUCCAGAUCCAUAUGUAUUUCAGAUGAAACGAUUAUUUUGCUUAUGUGAUGGUAUCUUACAAGGCAUUCAUGGAAUGUAUAGUCUAGUGGCGAAAUGGAUUUCACCCGUGUUAGACUCUCUUCAAUCCAUUCUGACUUACUUUAAAGAAUAUCCUACUAUUUGUUUAACAAUUGUCAAAUUUUUAUGCUCCUUACAAAAAAAGUACACUUUAUUAUUCCCUACUCGGCAUUUUUCAAUAUCAUUUUUACCACUUGUUCAAUGCACUCUAAAAAAAGUUGACAGUAUGAGCCACCAAUGGGUUUCCGAAAGGGUUGAUGAUCUUGAUUCAAGCGAUUCUUCUUCCUGUACUUUGGAAAAUAUUUUAGGAGCAAUCGUGUGUCUUUUAGUAAAAUUGUGUUCAGAUAGUUUGAUUUAUUUUUGUGAUGGGAAUGACUCGAAAACAGGUUGCAAUGCCUCCAACAUUUUGUAUGAUUCUAAAACAACAUCAGUUGCAGUUGGAGAUUGUAACACACCCCAAGUUCCUCAAUUUAUUUUCUUCAUGUUGAAUGAUAUGAAUAGUUUAUUACUACAAGAAGAAGUUUUAUUGCACACCAAAUUUCAACAGAAUUUUUGUAACCUUUUAUAUCAGUUAGUGAAUCAAUAUCCCGAUAUUUUGUUUGGUCAUAUUACAUUACCUUUAGCUCAUUCUUAUUGUAAAAUAAUGUCUAAGGCAAUUCAUUCCAAUCUUCCACGUUGUCGAUCGGCCGCAAGUGAUGCUAUUUCUGCUUUUGUUCAUUAUCUUGCUAUUAAUCAGAGAAAACAAACAAGUGUCAGUUAUGAUAUUCUUCCUCCUGCAAAUCACUUGGAUAUACUGUCGGAACCAAAUGAACAUGCCACAUUAAUAUCAUUAUUUGAACAUUAUAUGGCUCAUAUAUCCGUUCGAUUAUUAUUUGAAGUGUUGUCCAUACCGAAAACAAAUGUCAAGAAACAUCAUUUUUAUAGUGAUCUAAUAUGCGAUAUUUUCCUUUUCUUAUCUGUUAAAAUGUAUAAUUUAAAACGUGUUUUAGAUCAACUAAAACAACUGACAUGUUAUUCUUCUUUAGGUUUGAACGAUAUGACAGAAGCAUUUGUUGACCGAGUGACGCAACCUGUUUUAACUGUUUUUUACGAACAUUCUCAAAAGACUCAACAAGCAAUACAGACCAAUAUGUCUCAAAGUCUUCAAAAUAUCAAAUUGACACAGUUUCGCACACACUUUAGAGACGUCUUUAUGACGCUUAUUCUUGCUCAUCGUUUGGAUGGAAAUCCUCGUUAAACAAUGUCGUCACUAAGAACAAGUUUCUUUUAUUUUUUUGGCUAUUCUUAUUAUAAACAAAAACUGUUUUAAAUUAUCAAUUUCUUUUGUUUAUGCA